GAGCUGCCAGAUGGUCACUCGUCCCAGGACGGCUGGAUGGGUGCGAGAACAACCCUCUGUGUAUACUGAGAGACCACAGAGCUGGGUUUAUGGGCCAGAAACGCUAAUCAAUGCCAUGAGCCUGAAGGAUUCUCUUGGUCAUUAUUCCCAGCGGGCGGAGACGAGCGUGGCCGGGAACACGGCGUGGGGCGCGCCUGGGCUGAGUUCGCAGGGAGGAGGGAGGCGGGGGAAGCAGGCGUGGCCGCGCGGGACAGAAAACCCGGGGCGCGUGCGGAGCCCGCAGGGUUUCCCAGCGGGGGCGUCCGAGGCUCCGCUUCUCCCGGCGCCGCCGUCCCCUCGCGGUCCCCACGCCGGCCCGCGUCUCCGGCCCCGCAGACAAGCCGGGCUCCCGCCGGCCACGGUCGCGCUGACCCGCCAUGCCCGUCGACCUCAGCGGCACCUGGAACCUGCUCAGCAGCGACAACUUCGAGGGUUACAUGGUGGCCCUAGGUAUUGACUUCGCUACCCGCAAAAUAGCCAAGUUGCUGAAGCCACAGAAAGUGAUUGAGCAAAACGGGGAUUCCUUUAGCAUCCACACAUACAGCAGCCUGAGGAACUACCUUGUUACAUUUAAAGUCGGAGAAGAAUUUGAUGAGGAUAAUAAAGGGCUGGAUAACAGGAAAUGCAAGAGCUUGGUCACCUGGGACAAUGACAGACUCACUUGUGUCCAGAAGGGGGAGAAGAAGAAUAGAGGCUGGACCCAUUGGAUCGAAGGGGACAGACUCCAUCUGGAAAUGUUCUGUGAAGGCCAAGUGUGCAAACAGACGUUCCAGAGAGCCUGAGCCGUAUCCAGCCCCAGAGCCCACAUGCGACUGCAGCUUCAUGUUGAAAUCUAUCCCCAAGUGAACAGAUGUUCGUCUGUCCUGGUCUGGCGGCAGGAACCUGUGGUGGGAGAGCUGUCCCACAGCCUGUACCAGAAGUGAUUUACUCAGACUGUGGCAAAACGGCCCCGUUUCAAUAAACCUGUCCAACGACCCCGA
This is a messenger RNA of Mustela erminea (ermine), 1019 nucleotides long. It is a transcript of the gene RBP7, whose product is annotated as retinol binding protein 7. The coding region runs from base 417 to 821 and encodes 134 amino acids. The record is from RefSeq and is a predicted model, not a curated record. Gene Ontology annotation, molecular function: fatty acid binding. The transcript has 4 exons. Lineage: Eukaryota; Metazoa; Chordata; Mammalia; Carnivora; Mustelidae. Gene Ontology annotation, biological process: fatty acid transport. Gene Ontology annotation, cellular component: nucleus; cytosol.